AUGGCGCUUCCCUCUGACCGCUUCGCUGUAUACGUGGCGUCUCAAGUCAUUUUCCUGUGCGCGGCAUCGGCCAAUUUGGACGGCGUCUCCUCGCUGCUGCAGCCUUACGACUUUUUGUACUACAAGGGCGUCCGCUCGUACUUCAGCGGAGAGUGGGUCAAGGCCGCCGAGCUGCUGGAGAGGUCCAUUGCGACCAAAGAGGCUCUGUUCCAAAUCCGAAGGCAGUGUUUUGAGGAGUGCGGAGCGGCGGGAGGAGGUGCACUCCGAAAACUAGGCAACGAAGACGGGAGCCUAUGGGACCUCUGGGCCCUGGACUGGGUGCAGAAGAAGGCGGAGUGCUUGAGGUUCUGCAUGGGACGUUCGGUCAGCUAUGUAGGACAGCUUCCCGUUUCCACGGACAUCGAGUACGAGUUCGGCUCCCGCAACCCGUACAACUUCCUGCAGGUUACGUAUUAUAAGCUAGAAAAGUUGCAGAAGGCUGCGGCAGCAGCCCAGACCUACUUCGUGGCCAACCCAACUCACCUGGAAAUGAGGAACAACAUCGAGAAGUACAGAAGGAUGGAGGGAGUGAGCGACGAAGCCUUUUACGACCGAGAGAUGGACAGCGAAAAGCACUGGCUGCUGUACGAUUUGGCACUUCAGCUGGAGGCGUCAUCCGAGUGGGCGCUGGCAGUGGACAAAUGGCGAGCGUGCGUGAAUGAAACGCUGCGUCAGAUCGAGGACUGCAGGGUGCAGUGCGUGGUGGCCGGACAGCGCUUGCCCUUGGACAGAGGAGUGGACAGCGUCGACGGCGUUUUCGAGAAGGCGGCGGCUCUUUCCCUCGCACUGCUGUCGUCCCAGCAGUCGUGCGUGACUCAGGUGGCCACCCGUCCCGGCAGGAUCUCCUCUCAGGACGACUUCCUGCCCACUCAGCUCGAGCACAUGCACAUCGCGCAAUUUAAAGCUGGAGACGUAAGAGGCGCAGUGCAAACGCUUCGCUCCCUGCUCCUCUUUUACCCCUCAGACAAGGACUCCAUAGACAACUUGCAGCUCUACCAGGAGUCACUAGGAGGAGACAUAGAGUCACUGGACCUGCAGCCUACUCAGAAGAUCGAGAACUAUGUCAAACGCUCGUUGGAGGAGAAGAAGCUUCUUUAUUUCGGGAUGGAGAACCUAAAUUACACUUUUACUGACCCAGAUCUUUGGACACCAGAGGAUGUCGUCCCAGAAGCCCUGAGGGAAAUGUGGAAAGCUGAAAAGGAGAAGAUGACUGGAAAAACUCAAGAGGAAGAGCAGCAAGAGGAGGUUGACGACAGCGGCUUCUAUGCAGGCGGUCCAGUCCGUCAGGUGGGGGUGACCAUCACCAUGGACGACCUGCUCCUAAACGGGACCAACCGGGUGGUCCUCGACGGGGUCAUGACGGACAAGGAGUGUGACAGGAUGUUGCAGCUGGCAGCAGCAGCUGCAUCAGCAGGAGAUGGUUACCGGGGGCGACGGUCGCCGCAUACGCCUCACGAGACACUAGAUGGCCUUACUUUGCUCAGAGCUGUGAAGCUGGCUCAGGACGGCCUGGUCAACCAAACAGAUGCAAAGUUGUUGCAUGAGCUGGGUGAGCGAGCGCGCAUGCUGCUUCAUUCCUACUUCAGGAGCCCCUCGGGACUCUUCGUGGCGUUCACGCACCUCGUCUGUCGGAGUGCCACUGCAGCAGGUGACCAAGAGGGCCGAAUGGACUUGUCUCACCCGGUCCACGUGGACAACUGUCUCCUUGAGCCGGACACCAGGCAGUGCUGGAAGGAGCCGCCCGCCUUCAUACACAGGGACCUCAGCGCCAUUCUCUACCUGAAUGACAACUUCGACGGGGGCGAGUUGUUCUUCACCACCACGGAUGCCAAAACCGUCACGGCCCGAGUCAAACCGACGUGCGGCCGUCUGGUUGGCUUCUCGUCGGGACCCAUCAAUCCGCACGGCGUUACCGCGGUGACCAAAGGUCGCCGCUGCGCGUUGGCUCUCUGGUUCACCAAAGAGAAGAUCUACAGGGACAUGGAGCGAGAGGAGGUGGAGAACGGUUGGGCUCCCGACGGGCAGGGCGUGGCCAAGUCGGGCGACAAGGAUGGCGACGGAGCCCCCGCCCCUCGAAACGUUCGCAACCAAGCGCCGGCCAAGGGCAGACCGAGAGGACGGGUGACGGCGGGCAAAGAUGAACUGUGACUGUGAGCCUCUCAGCUGCUUGCCUAACGCUUGCUUCGCUUUGGAGUUCACUGGCUUCUUAUGGAUUUUUUGGAACUUUGUUUAUUUUUUCAAGAUGUAUUUGGCAAAGAUCACAUUUCGAACACUGCAUUUUUUUUUUACCAUCAAAUUUAAACAAAUAUAUAUUUAAUUCUGGUGGAUUUUAUAACUGUGCCAUCUAAAUUUGAAUAUGGAAUUCUCACUGAAUUUUUUUUACUCCUCAAAUUUCUAGCAUUCCUUUACCGUAAUUCCCGGCCUACAGAGCGUACCUGGUUACAAGCCUCACCGAGUACAUUUGCAAAGGAAAUACCAUUUGGUACAUACAAACGCCACAGCUGUGUAAAAACCGCAAGUGCCAACUUUGAAACACGAGAUAUUUGCAAAGAAAGACGGUACACAAAAAGAGUUUAACGCGAGCGCGGUUCUAACGCUAACAGGGCCAGUUAAAAUAAAACUUACCGGUAAAUGUCGUUGAGACACGCCAAUAACACAGCAGCCACACGCUAGCAAAGCGCCAACACUAGCCUAACGCUAACAGGACCGGUAAAAGUCACUUCCUCGGCACAUAUAUUCCACCGGUCUCAUUUUUACCUUUUCUACUCGAGUGCCCCCUUGCGACCGUUAGAAAAAAAAUGCACAAAUUAACUGCAUCACCGCUUAAACCGCAGGGUUGAAAGCGUGUGAAAAAAGCCGCGGCUUGUAGGCUGGAAAUUACGGUAUUUUUUUUUUCUAUCGAGAUGCGUGCAAUGGAAGUUUGUCUGAUUCUGCGUCUUGAAAAUGGAAAUUUGAAUUUCUAACCCAUCGAACAUACAGUGUGAAAAAUUCUACUUCCUCUAUUCAACUCCAGGCUCAGGUGUCACAGAUCGAUAUCCUGCGGUGCUUUUGGGUCGUCAAGAGUUUGAAAUUCAAUUUAAGACAUUACUUUUUUUGACACUGAAUAUUUCUGACUGUAGAAAUUCCGGUGGGGAAAACAUCUGUCAGAAAUUCCAAGUUUUUUUCUUUUCGUUACCACCAAAGAACAACUGUGCUCUGUCCCCCUCCCCUCAAAAAAAAACACACACACACAAAAAAAAGUAUGGACACCCCAUAUUCUCCAUGCUGUAUUUAUGGAAGAACCCUAUGUGUUUUCAGUGAAGUUUGACAUGUUUUUUGAGUAUUUAUUAAUGACACUGUUCAGUACAUCCUAGUUUUAUUGAUGUGUGUUUGUGUGGGUGUACUGUACUGUAUUUAUACUUACUAUGAAGUAAGUAAAGUUUUUGUGAUCUUUU
Messenger RNA from Syngnathoides biaculeatus (alligator pipefish), 3473 nucleotides. RefSeq names its product prolyl 3-hydroxylase 3 (gene p3h3). Gene Ontology annotation, biological process: collagen metabolic process. NCBI's taxonomy places the organism in Eukaryota, Metazoa, Chordata, Actinopteri, Syngnathiformes, Syngnathidae. The coding region runs from base 1 to 2187 and encodes 728 amino acids. The record is from RefSeq and is a predicted model, not a curated record. Gene Ontology annotation, molecular function: protein binding; procollagen-proline 3-dioxygenase activity; iron ion binding. Gene Ontology annotation, cellular component: endoplasmic reticulum. The transcript is spliced from 16 exons.